AUGGGGAAACGUAAAAGGAGAUCUGUAACUUUUAAUGGAGAAGAUAGAAUCAGUAACUUGUCAGAGCACUUAAUAGACUCGAUCUUAGAGCGGAUCCCAUUUGAAGAUGCUAUAAAAACAAGCAUCAUAUCAAAAAAAUGGAGGUACAAAUGGACUUCAAUGAAGGUGUUGACUUUUGAUGACGACUUCAAUGAAAAAAUUGCAAAAAAUGGAGCAGUUGAUUACAAUGAAUAUAUAAGCACCAUAAACCAAGUGUUAAACCUUCACAAGGGUCCAAUCUCAAAAUUUGUUAUCUAUAUACCACCUAUGUUUCUUGAUAGCUUCCAAGAAAUUGAUGAAUGGAUGAUGCUCUUAUCAAGAAACAAUGUGACAAAACUCGUUCUUACUAAUUCAAAUCGACGAUAUGAGCUUCCUUCUCAUGUGUUUUCAUGUUUAGGAUUAACAGAGUUGAUAUUGGAGAAUUGUUACUUCAAUCCACCACUUCAGUUUGAAGGGUUUCUUAAUCUUGAAGAACUUUUUCUUGAGCAUAUUGAUUUUGGGGAGAAUUUAAGUGGAAAUCAGAUCAACUUACCACAACUUAAGAAUUUGUCUUUUCUUGAGUGUAUGAAUGUUCAGAAUUUCAACAUCAAGGCUACAAAGAUGAAGAGUUUGAUUAUUACUUUUGAAGAUUUUGAUAGAGUUGAGAAGAUAAAUUCCAUCACCUUUUUAAGUAGCUUAACAAGAAUUGAAGACUUUUUAAUCGAGGGUAAUUUUCUUAAGUUUUUGUCUGCAGAAGAGAUUCCAAAGUGGCUUCCAUUAUCGAUGAACAGCUUAAAACGUUUAGUGUUGCAAGAUUUUGAAGUUGGUGAUUUGGAUCAACUUCAUGUUGCUCUUUGUUUGCUUCGAAACUCACCAAAUCUAGACACGUUACGUGUGCACUUUGAGGAGCCUCGAGAUUUUGUGGGCCUAGCUUUAGAUCAUUUGAAAGCUGCAAACUGCUUGGACUAUACACUGAAACAGUUAAGGACUGUGGAGAUAACAUGUUUAGAAGGAUUAGAAGUGGAACUGCUUUUUAUAAAGCUUCUACUUGCUCAUUCACCUAAUCUUGAGAAGAUCUCCAUUACACCAAUUGGACGUCUGAAUAUUCGAAGAAGAUUUGCGAUUGCUAAACAUGUUAUGAGGCUCCCUCGAGCCUCACCAAAAGCAGAAAUCAUCUACUUGAAUCCCGAGAAAUAG
This is a messenger RNA of Lactuca virosa, 1215 nucleotides long. The record is from the annotation of a GenBank genome assembly. Lineage: Eukaryota; Viridiplantae; Streptophyta; Magnoliopsida; Asterales; Asteraceae.